This is a messenger RNA of Mercenaria mercenaria, 1466 nucleotides long. RefSeq names its product N-alpha-acetyltransferase 60-like. Gene Ontology annotation, cellular component: Golgi membrane. Gene Ontology annotation, molecular function: histone acetyltransferase activity; protein-N-terminal amino-acid acetyltransferase activity. The transcript has 6 exons. Gene Ontology annotation, biological process: N-terminal peptidyl-methionine acetylation. NCBI's taxonomy places the organism in Eukaryota, Metazoa, Mollusca, Bivalvia, Venerida, Veneridae. The coding region runs from base 177 to 893 and encodes 238 amino acids. The record is from RefSeq and is a predicted model, not a curated record.
GGUUAAAAUUCUGAGGAUUUAUUUUUUAUUGUUUACUUUUAUGGCUGGAAACAGAUCUAUUUCACGAUAAACGAAUCAACAAAAAGUCGAUUUACUCCCUUAUUAUGAAUUCCGCGUAUCAAAAUUAAUCUGUACAUACAUAUUCUGCGGUUGGACAAAUUGACUGAAAUGGCUCGAUGACGGAGCUGGUGUCAUUCAGUAUUCAGCGUGAAGUACAGCUGAGGUUUCUGUCACCAGCAGAUAUACCAGAGGUGAAGAAACUAUGUGCAGAAUGGUUCCCAAUAGAAUAUCCUGAUGUUUGGUACCAAGAAAUAGCCUCAAAUCCAAAGUUCUAUUCCUUAGCGGCAACUUACCACUCAAACAUUAUUGGCUUGAUUGUUUGUGAGAUUAAACAGAAAUCCAAACUCAAUAAAGAGGAUGCUGAUAUUCUGGCUCCAUCAUUUGCGAGCACGUCACAAGUGGCAUACAUUUUGAGUCUAGGUGUUGUAAUAGACUUCAGAAACCAUGGCAUAGGUUCUCUAUUACUGGACAGUUUAUUAUCAUAUCUGACUACAAAGGAGCGCUGUAACUGUAAAGCUGCCUACCUCCAUGUAUUAUCUACAAAUCAAACAGCGAUAAGAUUUUACGAGCGCCGGAACUUCGGUGCCCACAGUUAUCUCCCCUACUAUUACUCAAUCCAGGGAAAACCAAGAGAUGGAUACUCAUAUGUUCUAUAUAUAAAUGGAGGGAAACCACCCUGGUCGUUAUUUGAUUAUAUGAGUCACUGUGGCUCCCUGUUAACGAAGCUCCAACCCUGUGCACUUCCUCGUCAGAUAAUGCGGACUGUGAGGCGGUGUUUCUGUCGUAUUCUUAGUGCAGGGGGUGCGGAAACUGCCAACAGCUAUGUCUCAUGAAGGAGGUACAAGAGCCAGUUGGAUUUCAGUAUAUAGAACAAAGUUGUUCCCAUAGCAACUGAUACAUUUUCAAAGUUUAUAUUAUUUUUAUUUAUUCUGUUGUGAAAAUGUGUGGUAUAGAGUUUUUUUAGAUUUUAUAACCGUCCUUUUAAUAAGUGCAAGAUCUCUGUUGUAAUUGGCCAUGGGUAUAGCAUUUAUGCUGCAGCAAGUAUGCACUUCAGUGAACCAUUGCAAUAAAAUAAUGUGCAUAAUUUGGUCGGUAAUGCAAAGGGAGAAAAAACUGAAUUUAGGUAUAUUUAAUGUAAAUUAUUGAAAUGUGUAUGACAGGACAAAAUGAAGCGAAUGUGCACUUUGUUGUUGUUUUCACCAAACGUGUUGAUACUUUCCUCGGCAAUAUGUAAUAACAUGAAACAGGGAUGUUGCAUUUUGUAUAUUUUCUUCUUUUUUAUUUAAAAGUGAAUACACACUAUAAUUCAAUUUCUGAUGAAUAAAUUUUGAUAAUCAUAACACUACCAGUGGGGUGGGGGGGAUUCAUACUUUGGUUUAUAGUAUUUUUUGCAGCAUGUAUCUCUC